AGCAGGUGCAGCGGGAUUGAGCAACACACUUUCUCGGACCUUCUCCCGUGUCAACAUGAUUUUUUGUUGCUUUAUUUAAUAGUUAACAAUUUCUUGGCUCAUUCGUUGUUAAACUGGAGCGAAUUCUAAAAAAGAAAAAAAAAGCCCUUUUUCCCCCCAACCUGGAUUUAAGACUCGACUCACCUGCACGCGCGCCAAUCGAACAAAUAUGUCCGAUUGUGAUUACUUAGCGGUUGCGUGAGAAUUUUUCUUGAAGUAACUGGAAUUAAAGCGGCUUCACUCGAGGAAGCACGAUGGAGAUUACUCUGCAAAAGUUGAACUUUUCGCCGCUCCUUGUCUUCCUCUUCGCAGUGGCGUGCGCCCAUGGCGUCUUCAUCGAGCCCCUCCAGGCUGUCACGUCGCAGCGCUCGAUGGCCGAGAGCGCCACCCGAUUCCCGUGUCGCUACCAGGCCAGCGUGGACGAGAAGGUGGUGCAGGUGACCUGGUACAAGGAGCUGCGUGACGGCACCAAGGACCAGAUCAUCACCGCCCACUUUGCAGAUGGACACACGGAAUUCGGACGCUAUGCAGGUCGCAUGAAGUUCGAGAGCGACAACCCCACCGUCAACUCGGCACUGCUCAUCCCCAACACGGAAGAGUCCGACGAUGGCACGUACGCUUGCCACAUCUCCACGUUCCCCAACGGAAACUUUGAGAGGCGCAUCAAGCUCACCGUGUGGGUGCUUCCCAUCGCCUCGCUGGAGCCGGUGGUACUGGUGGAGGGCCAGUCGUUCCGCGUGGCCGCUUCAUGUCGCGCCGUGGGCCACCCGCCGCCUACCCUCUCCUGGGACACCACCGUGCCGGGCCAGACCCAGACCCGCGUCAACGAGGGGGGCUCUGUCUCCAGUUACUACUCGCUGCACCCGCUGCGUAGCAUGAACGGCAGGCGGCUGGACUGCCUGGUGCGCCACCCCGGGCUGGAGCAUCCGCGGAGGAUCCCCAACCAGCUGGUGGUGCGCUAUCCCCCCGAUGCCACCAUCUCCGCCUCCACGGACGACUGGUUUGCAGGUCUGGACCAGGCCACGCUCACCUGCGUCGCCACCGGCUUCCCCGUGCCCCAAAACGUCACUUGGACAUGGAGGGGCGGGGCAUUGCCGGACGGCAUCACGGCGGCGGGAGGGCGCCUGACUUUGGGCCGAAGCUUGCGUCUGGAAGACGGCGGCCUGUACCAGUGUGCCGUCAGCAAUGAUGUGGGCGUGGCCAAGGCGGACUACUUCAUGACUGUGACUGCUUCUUUCCUUGCAGAAAAAUCUCAGCGCAAGGAAGUGUCGGCGCCCGAAUCGUCCACCCUCAUCAUCAUCAUCGCCGCCUCGGCCGCCGCCGUUGUCCUCGUCAUGGCCGUGGUGGUCCUGCUGCUCGUCCGCCACCACCGGCGCCGCAACAAAAAGCUGGAGAGACAGCUCAGUGUCAAAAUGGAGGAAGUCAACAAUUUAUCUCGACAGGCUUCCUUUAGGAGGCUCAACUCUGUCGGCUCGGAUCUACGAACGCAGUCUGAAGAUUACACUUUGCUCAGAUCAGACAGCCACAUGAAAAAUAGCCAAGUGUCUCUGGAACGGCCCAUCUACAGAGGAAGCCAGUCAACUCUGGGCGGCAGAUGGGCACCUCUGGGUGCUUUCGAGGCAGAGGGCCGCCCCGUCGUCUGGCACGAUGAAAGCGAGAUCACCAGGGUGGCGGUGACUGACUUGGACAGGAGGAGAGCCAACUCUUACCAGAAGAGCAGCAACAUGUCGCUGGUACUGGAUUCUGGUCUUCCAUCAUCUCUAGUUCCUUUGAAAGUUCAGUCGAACGAAGCUGUGGGAGCGAGAGACCCGUUGGAUGUCUGUGAGAUCUCUGCCCCCGCGCCUGAAGAGAACUGCUGUUCGCCGGUCCCACAGGCAUCCCCCACCGGCGGGCCAGAGGGCCAGGAGGACGACGACGACGGCGGCGGUUCUGAAUCCUACCAACUGUCCCAAGCGCUCACCAAUCACUUCUACUACAGCAACGGCGUCCUGCGGCCACGGCCGCACGCCAACGCCAUCCUGUUGCACCCCCCAAGCCCAAGUCAGGUCUUGUAGAGCCAUAAUCUCCUGUCUUUCCGCUCAACCUUUGCGCACUCUUACUGGAGCGAUUCUCCGUGAAAAUCUCGCCACCUAUACGUCGUAUCUCACGGACUUCACUGUUUGUCCUGCACAGGUGAAAUGUCCUUUUGCACUUUUUCAUUCAAUUAAGCGCCAUCAUCGUAUUGACAGUGUGGAUAGGAUCACCCCAACGCUGAUCGUGUCCCUCCCGCAUGAGGCCAAGGGCAGAACAUCAAAAUACAGUAUUAGAUCCGAUGAAUUGUUGACAAGUAUCAAUCAGCGCAGAGCUUUUUUCAGCUUCAACGUAGCGUUACAUAACACUACAGAAGUUAAGUUUCCAUUUAAGAUGUGAUAGACUUAUUUUCCACGUAUACAUCUCAGGAAAAGUCGAUGCUCCACCAUGCCUCAGACUUCCUUCCAUGUGUGACACCUCGUUCUUUGCUGGGUGCACAGCAAACGUAAUUGCGGCAAAAAGUGCCUAGCCUACUUUGAAACGGGAGAAUGAGACUUGGGCCUUUUCUAUACCUAGGGCUUGUACUUUUGAGAGGACGGGGACUUUUGGAAGAUUGACACAGCAAAAGACUUUGGCUAUGGGAGAACGUGCAACUUCUGGAGGACCUUUGUGUGUUUGUUUACAUUGCAGAAGCUCGUGCCUACAUUUAGGAUCAUUCAUCGGGGCCAAAAGAUGCCGGCUUUCCAGAACUUGUGUGUGUGAUGUCUAAAAUGGACCUGGUACAGUGACUAUUGCUGUCAACAAAAGGGGCACAAUUAACACGGUUGGGCAAAGUGACAACACCCCAUUGCGUCACUUGUGAAAGGAUGGCAUUAGGUGCCAUUAUUCAUUGGUGCAGUCAAUGACAACUUAAAGCGUUUACUUGUAAAUGUUUAUUCAUGGAAGCACAGCAUCAAUUUAGAAUCAUUUUUGUAGUGUUCAAUUCUGUAAGUAGAUCAUGUUGUACUAUAAAUCCUAAUGAAUUUUCUUUUGUCCAAAAAGAGAGAGAAGUGUACUAUUUUGGUUGGAAGGAUCCAUUUUAGGGCUCUUUUGUUUCAAGGGGACCUUCACAGACAAACUCUUUACUGAUUGCAACUGAAUUUGAAUAGCACUAAAUUGGAUUUUCAGCUUUGCAUCGGGGUGCAGAAAAUUGUUUCUACCUUGUCAUCAGGACACUCCCAAAGUGUACAUUCUAGGGCCAUAUUUGCAGGCUCCGUCAGAAACUCUACUUCUAAGAUGAGCUUUCCCCAUUGAAAUGAAUGGAAAUGCAAUUCAUCUGUUCCACCCCAAUAAACAUAAAAAAAACA
Molecule: messenger RNA, 3395 nt
Organism: Syngnathus typhle (broad-nosed pipefish)
Lineage: Eukaryota; Metazoa; Chordata; Actinopteri; Syngnathiformes; Syngnathidae
Gene: nectin4b
Product: nectin cell adhesion molecule 4b
Exons: 11
Coding region: 294-2093 (599 amino acids)
Biological process (GO): homophilic cell-cell adhesion; heterophilic cell-cell adhesion
Cellular component (GO): adherens junction
Source: RefSeq, a predicted model, not a curated record